AUGAGUGUUAAGGAUUAUAGCAUUUGUCGUGGAGUUCAGUAUCGGGUUAUGGAAUCUGAUCAUCUGAAGUAUGUUGGGAGAUGUAAGGAGUUUGGAAACGGCUGCACCUGGAUGAUCCACGUGGCACUUCGACAGUGCAAGGGUAAUUGGGAGGUUAGAAGGUAUAACGAAGCUCACACUUGCCUGGCCACUUCAAUUUCGAGCGACCACCGACAGCUCGAUUACCACGUAAUUUGUGCGAGGAUCUAUCCGUUAGUUAGGGCGGAUGCAGCGGUUACCAUAAAGGUCUUGCAAGAAGCUACUGAGUCAACCUACGGAUUCAGACCUAGUUACAGAAAGGUGUGGAAGGCAAAGCAGAAGGCAGCCGCCCAGAUUUACGGGAAUUGGAAAGAGUCGUAUGCGGAGUUGCCCCAGUGGAUCCUUAGGAUGCAAGCAACGAUGGACGGAACCGUAGCUUUGUUGAAGACUUCACUAGUGCGUGUAGGUGGUGAGGUUGAUGAGUCUACAGAGUACUUUCAUCGACUUUUCUGGACAUUCCCUCCAUACGUUGAGGCUUUUAAACAGUGCAAGCCACUAAUCAGCAUUGACAGUACGCAUCUGUAUGGGAAGUAUGGCGGGACUUUGCUUCUAGCUAUUGCGCAAGAUGGAAACUCGAAUAUAUUGCCAGUUGCGUUUGUACUUAUUGAGGGGGAGAAUGCUGAGUCGUGGGCUUUUUUCUUAUCCCACUUGCAUCAACAUGUGACCCCACAGGAAGGGAUUCUGGUGAUCUCUAACAGACACAAUGGCAUUAAAGCUGCACUGGAGGCACCAGACAGUGGUUGGAAACCGCCUCAUGCAUAUCGAGCGUAUUGCAUUCGACACGUUGCAACUAAUUUUGCUCUCAGUUUCAAGGGUCAAAAUGCAAGGCGAAUGCUCGUGAAUGCGGCGUAUGCCAAGACUAAGGCCGAGUUUGACAGCUGGUUUGAUAUUAUGAGGACUGAAAAUCCGGCCAUGUGUGAUUAG
Molecule: messenger RNA, 1002 nt
Organism: Arachis duranensis
Lineage: Eukaryota; Viridiplantae; Streptophyta; Magnoliopsida; Fabales; Fabaceae
Exons: 1
Coding region: 1-1002 (333 amino acids)
Source: RefSeq, a predicted model, not a curated record